This is a messenger RNA of Phycodurus eques (leafy seadragon), 1301 nucleotides long. RefSeq names its product cytokine inducible SH2-containing protein (gene cisha). The transcript has 3 exons. The record is from RefSeq and is a predicted model, not a curated record. Bases 350 to 1036 code for a protein of 228 amino acids. Gene Ontology annotation, molecular function: 1-phosphatidylinositol-3-kinase regulator activity. Gene Ontology annotation, cellular component: phosphatidylinositol 3-kinase complex. NCBI's taxonomy places the organism in Eukaryota, Metazoa, Chordata, Actinopteri, Syngnathiformes, Syngnathidae. Gene Ontology annotation, biological process: phosphatidylinositol phosphate biosynthetic process; intracellular signal transduction.
UCAGAAUAGACUUCUAGGAAACAGUCCAUUUGAAGAAAGCCAAGCCUUUUCGCUGUGUCCGCUUCGCACAUUGCAAGUUUCCCGAUUCCGGCGACAACACACUCCAGACAAACGAGGCCGCUCAACGUUACUCUGUUGCUUAAAAGACAACACUUUAAAUGAACGUCGUAUUUUGGCUUUCAGCAGGGCAAGCGAAAUCAGUUGAUAACCUCCGCUUGUUUAUUUUUUCAUUAACUUUAUUUUUUUCUUAUGUUUAUUUUUAUCUCAUUUGCUUAGCUUUGUCGUUUUUUGUUUGUGUUGUUGUUGGGGGGGAUACGACUGGAAUUAAAGUGUGGCUUGAAGAAAUAGCAUGAUUCUCUGUGUGCCAGGUCCCCGAGGUCUUUUGCCCACUCCAACCACUGAGGCCCCCCGGGGGGGCAUGCGGGCAGGGACGGUAGCGCCUGCGCCUUGCCUUCAGAGCAGCCCGCCACUAUGGGAUCCCACAAAGGAUCUGCGGGCCAUUGCGAGCAACUUCUGCUACCUGGAAACAUCAGGGUGGUACUGGGGUGCAAUAAGUGCGGCCCAGGCGCACAGUGCACUUCAAGAGGCCUCUGAAGGGGCUUUUUUGGUACGGGACAGCAGCCACCCUCUGUACAUGCUCACCCUCUCGGUCAAGACGGCCCGCGGUCCCACCAGCAUUCGCAUACAGUACAGCUGCACUCGCUUCUUGCUGGACUGCAGCUCGCCAGCCCGGCCCAGCCUGUCGUCCUUCCCUAACGUGCCCAGCCUGGUGCAGCACUACAUGGGACCAGAGAGGAGAGCGGAAGACGAGGAGAGGGGCACGGUGGCCAAGGAGGCCCCUUCCAAAGUGACAAUCCAAGAGCCGUCGGCGUCGGUGGUGCUAAAAUUAAAGCGGCCCGUGUACAAGCCGCAGAGUCUGCCCUCCCUGCAGCACCUCACCCGCCUCGUCAUCAACAGGCAUUCGGAGCGCCAUGACCAGCUACCACUCCCCAGGCCUCUGCUGCGUUUCUUACAGGAAUACCACUUCAAGGUAUGAGUCUUAUCUCGACUGCAAAGGAGGACAAACACACAAACAGGUCCUAUUUUCCUCCUCACAUGAAAAUGACAUUUGCUGCUUUGGAACUUUGGACACAGGGUCAUUAUUUUUUUAAACAUGUAUACAGUACAUUCAGUUCCUAUCAGCGAGCACGAGUGUGUGUGUGUAUCACAUUUGGACUGGUUUGCAUGAGCUGUACAUACAAUGAUUCCAUUAACACACCUUUGCCGUUUUAUUUUUCUCAGUAAAACCUUUUUCUACCUUU